UUUUUUAGUUUUUCUUUUCUUUUAAUUUAUCUUUUUAUCUUUCUUUUAUAAUUUUAAGUUUCCGGAGAUCUUAUCUUCAUUUAGAGAGCGCAAACAGCCUUUUGGCUAUGCGCUAACUCUACAAAAAAAACGCACUCUUCAUCCCUGUGCCUUUGCGCUAGGUUUCUGCCAUUGUAACAUUUAAAAUGUAAUUUUGUAACAUCAAAUGUUUGAUAGAUUACACAGCCAGUGAAGAAGCAUUUCUGCCGUUUGGCUUCGGAGGCUUGUUAUCAACGCUAAGAGGAUGGCAGACGCAUGAGAGGGUUUGAUAUGUAGAGUUUGAAUAAAUUACUAUUAUUAUUAUAAAAAUUUUUAGUACUUCAUCACAGCUAAAUAAGACUGAAGUAAACACAAAGUUCUGUUAUAUUUCUCGUAGGCAAUUGCUCACAUUGUAGUUUUAACAAAUCAAUUUUACCUCAAAUCAUAUAGUCAAAAUUUAACGAAUUUAGUGUUAAAAUCUUCCAAAAAGAACAAAUAUUUAAAUGGAAUUCAUUAUUCAUCAAAUAUUGGAACAAAAAUCCAUCAUUUAAAUCAAUUUAUUUUUAGUGUCCAAAUUUACCCUCAAAGUGUCCAAAUUUAGAAACUGUCCAAAAUUAUGAGCACUUUCCCUAUCUGAAUCUCUCAAAUUCGAACGACGACGGAUGAAUUCAAAGUGUCAAAUGUGAGGAUAUGUUUAUAAAUUCGUGUUAUGUGGAUGAUUGAGUCUCAUAUUUUUCUGCAGCUUCCUGAAUAUUUAACCACAAAGCUUAUAAAAUUAAAAGCGAAUACGUCACCAUGAAAAUUUGUGAAAAAUAUACGGGCAUUUCAUUCAAAGUAGAAAUUAAUUUCACAUAAAUUUCGUUGCUUUUGAAAAUAUCUUUCAAAUUUGGAAGGCUCUACAGUAGACAUUGAAAAUCACGGAUUCGAGCAUUCCGCAAAGCUGGGACGCUUGGUCACUACUUUAAAUAUAAAUUCUGAUUUGAUUAAUUUUAAAACAGUUUCACAUUGCCUUAUUCCAGUAUUUCUUUUUAUUUGCUUAUUAACGAAAAUAAAGUAAAUGAAGUACCAUCUGAAAUUCUUGUGCACUGCCCGUAUCGUGUCAUUCAUUAGGGGAGACUGGGGCAAAAAGUAACAAAUCGAAAAAUUCAAUAUCUUUCAAGAUAAAAGAAGAUAGCGACUUAAAAUUUUUCUAUAGAUAGCCUCCAUAGACCUUCUUCAAUGUCGUAAGUUUUUUUUAGAAUUUCAACAAGGAAUUUAGAAAAUAAAAAUUAUUGAAAUUUUUAGCCCUAUUUUUGAAAUAUUUUGCUUACAGAAGAUAUCAAUUAUUACCUACUUAUUUUCCAAAAUUGAUGCACUAGUGAAUAUUUUCUAAAUAAUAUGGAUUCUUUGAAUACGAAUCCUCUAUUUAUUAGAAUUUCACAAAGGUUCUUCUCUUCAGAAAGUCUUUUAUUAAAAAUUGCCAUUUGGGGUAAAAAGUAACAAAAGGUACAGAGCAAAAAGUAACAAAAAGCGAAGCAAUUUCUGAUGUCUGAAACGUCAUCACCAUGUCUCGCCGCUUGCUGUUUCCAUUGGUCAAACGAUUUACAGUCUUUUCUGUGUUUUAUUCUAAAAUAGCUUGAAAAGCGCUUUUCUCGUUCAGAUAGAGAAAACGGUGUUUUACAAAGGUGUAGAUGUAUAAAUUUUCUAUGAAAAUGUGUCCUCUAUGUAUUUUUUUUUUCAAAUUUACGAAAGCCCGUAAUGGAUCGAAUCAAAAUAUGGUAAUACUCCAUGUCUGGUACUAUUUGCCCCAGCAUUUUUGAGAAUGGUCACAAAAUUACCUUUAAGAAAACGACUUGAUAUAAACGUAUUUCCAUACAAAAUAGAGGAAAAUUACUUUCACAAAGUUGUAGAGCGGUAAAUUUCCUAUAAAACUGCACUAAUUAGAAAUUUCUGAAGCGCUCGAGUAGCUUGUAAAAAAAGAAAAUAUCCGUUUUGUGACUUUUUGCCCCAGUCUCCCUUACAACUCAAUUUACAGCAAUAUCUUCAUUUUUUUUUCCUUUGUAAAAAUCAAUUCCAAAGAGAGAUUUGAACAAAUAUAUUCGCAUACAUCUUGGCGCAUUGGAAAUUUGAAAUUGAUAAAUGUUGAAAGUAGGCACUUUGAAUGAUCAGCAUAAAAAUUAAUUUGUGGCUUCGCAUACUUUCCCUUUGGACUCUUUCUCCGGAUAUUGCUGACCUAACACAGUAUAACCUCAAUAGGGAUUGUUCACCCCAUCAAGAAUUCAGCUGCAUGAAUGUGAAAAAAAAGCUGGACAUCUGGACAAAGGGAUUCCCCGGGAAGGAAAUUCAAUGGCAUAAAAGGGGAAAUGAGAAUUUUCAGUUGGUAUUUUGAUCUCUGUUAUUUUCACAAGUCAGAAAAAACUAUAUACAACAUUUAUACUUUAUUUUUGGGUAUGAAAGAGGGGACUAAAGUUUAUUCGUUGUAUAGAGUGGGGCUCUGUCUCUCUUCCACUCUUUUGUCGUCUGCGUUAUCAGCCGGCGCAGAGUGAAAUUCAUCGAGGGAACUUUCAUUUGAGUGUACACAGGAAAGUGAAUCGGGUGUCUUCGUAAAAUUGUGCCGUAUUCUGACGUUGAUAUCAAUACUCUCAGAGACACCAAAUAUAAAAAAAAAUCUACUUCUUUUUUUUCCACUGCCAUUCGCAUACAUACAAAUUGAUAUGCUAUAUAUAUAGAUAUUACAUAAUAAUUCUCUCUUAUCACUGUCCCAAAGUGAAUAAUUCUCUACGUGUAAUUGUGUGUGCUAUAUAUAUUAUCUGCUGCCCCAUCAAUACUCCGUUGAGGUUCGACAACACCCAACACAAAGUGGACUUCUCACUCUAUUCUUUCCAAUUAAACCAAGAAAAUAUAUAUAACUUUAGACCACGUUUUGCCCUAACAGUUGAGAAUAAAAUAUAGACUAGCGAGGAAAAGAUGGCGAUAUUUGAUUAUUUUGGUGGAUUGUGCAUCGUUAUUGUUAUCGUACAAUUACUACGUAUCGUCUUGCCCUGGAUUUAUGAAAACUUCCUUGGACCAUGUGUAUUUGGAUGUCGAGUUAAAUUGAGUGCAAUGGGUGAAUGGGCGGUUGUGACUGGUGCGACUGAAGGUAUAGGAAAAGCAUACGCCAAUGAGCUAGCCAAGAAGGGACUAAAAAUUGUCCUGAUCAGUCGAUCCCUGCCCAAAUUGGAAACGGUCGCCAAGGAAAUUGAGUCUAAGCAUAAAGUGGAAACAAAAGUGAUCGAUGUGGACUUUACGGGAGGACCUGAGAUUUACACAAAAAUCGAGAAACAGAUCCUUGGACUGGAAAUUGGGAUACUGGUGAAUAAUGUUGGAAUGAGCUAUAGCUACCCGGAAUACUUCCUUGCCAUCCCAGAUCGUGAGAAAUUCAUUGGUAAUCUUGUCACAUGCAAUGUUCUCUCAAUCACCGGAAUGUGCAGAAUGGUGAUGCCGGGAAUGGUCGAAAGGAAACGCGGGGUUAUCAUUAAUGUAGCAUCAAUAGCUGCUAGAAUUCCCAAUCCCCUGCUAACAGUCUACGCAGCCACUAAGGCUUUUGUGGACAAGAUGUCUGAGGACUUGCAGACAGAGUACAGGAAGGAUAAGAUUGUGGUACAGUCAGUGAUGCCGGGAUUUGUGGCUACAAACAUGUCCAAAAUCAAAAAACCCACCUGGAUAGCCCCGUCAGCUGAGACGUAUGUCCAGAGUGCCAUCAGGAGACUGGGAAUUGCUGGCCACACCACCGGAUACUACCCACAUGCCCUCAUGAAGCUAAUCAUUGACACAAUGGCUCUCUUUGCUCCCGUUACCACUCAGCGUCUCAUCCUCUCCCAACUGACCAAUAUUCGCAAGCGUGCCCUCCGCAGGAGCACCAACAAGGUGACAUAAUCCCCUUUAUUCUCUACGCCACCCCAAAAAUCCUUCAGGCUUCUUCCUAAGCCUCUUGCCAUUAAUUCCGGGGAAUAACUUAUUUUUCUUGGGUUCAGGGAUAUUUAAAAAAAAAUCUGGUGGAUUUCAGCACUUACCCCCCACGCUUAAACUCUAACGAACUAAUUAUUAUUUGGCUGUAAUACCUCUUUUGGAUCAACCAAAGAUAACUGAUAAAAGAAUGUUGUAACAGAUUUCGUGGGAAAGUCCCCCAGAGAGAGGAUGGAUUUUUGUGAAAUAAAAGUUGUAAAAUGGAA
Messenger RNA from Phlebotomus papatasi, 4208 nucleotides. It is a transcript of the gene spidey, whose product is annotated as very-long-chain 3-oxoacyl-CoA reductase. Gene Ontology annotation, cellular component: endoplasmic reticulum. Gene Ontology annotation, molecular function: oxidoreductase activity. Bases 2965 to 3912 code for a protein of 315 amino acids. Lineage: Eukaryota; Metazoa; Arthropoda; Insecta; Diptera; Psychodidae. The record is from RefSeq and is a predicted model, not a curated record. The transcript has 5 exons.